AUGGCAGUCUGUGGUUGGUGCGCCGUGUACGCACGCAUCUGGACAGCGUCAGGCGACUCCUGGUGUACCCUGCACAAUGCUCUCCCGCUGUCAACCAUAAAAGCAAUCGUGGCAAGCGCGGCGCGGGGCUUUCUCACGAAGUCGAAGAGAGGCCGUCGCAUCUUCAGGAAGGUGGCGGGAGGCGUGUGCGGGCGCGCCAAAGAUCAGCUUGGGCCUGACGGCCUGCGCUGGACGAAGGCGGCCUGGGUAGGGGGCCUGCGCGCGGCCAUGGCUGGGCUUGAGGCGCUCGCGGGCACUCCUGAUGCAGGCCUGCAACAAGGCUUCAAGGAGGUCCUGACUUCGAUCGCGCAGGCCCACUUGGAGGGGUUGCAGCAGCAAGCCAGCGCUCCCUGCAGAGGUCACAGGACGUCCACAAGCCCAGCGCCUGCGAGCCCAGCGGCCGUGAGCCAGAGCCGGGCCCCAGCUGGUGGCACAUCCAGGAAAGCGAGGAAAGCGCGGGAGGAGCUUGCCAGCUACCUCUUUGGGGACAAGGUGCCACACGGCCUCCUCUGCGGAGAAUGCAGCAAUCCCGCGACCUUUGGGGUGCGCGGGGGCAAGGAAGGGGGCAACCUCAAGUGCUUCUGCGGACUGCAUCGCCCGUUCAAAAGCUGCUUCCAGAUUGAGACGGCACGGGCAGCAAAGCUACUGCUGAUCGGUGGAGUCGAGAGCAACCCCGGCUGGCCAGCGUCCAAGUCACAGUGGAACGAGGAUAAGGACUUACCUGUCCUUGAUGUCGGCCCUCGUCGUCAGCUUGUGAUCUUGCCCUCUCGAGAGGAUGUCGAACGGAGCUGGCGGCCCGCAUCUGCUCAGCACGCUGUUCAGCGUGAUAUUGAGGCGUUUGAGAAGUGGCGCAAGCAUGCGGAGCUCUACAAGCAGGUGGACGCCAGCCGUGCGGAUUCGGAGGGAGACAUUGCCGCACGAGCAUCUGACCACGUGGUCCCCGGGGCCAUCGAAAGGCUGGGGUCCACGGAAGGGAUGCCGAGUGCGGCUGAGGUUUUGCUUCAGAGAGAGCUCAGUCAUCAGGACAGGAUAGAAGACGGUCUUCUGACUGCCCUGGUGGAAGACAAUGGAGUGGAUGCAGAGGACCGGCGAUCUACUUCGAUGAGAGGGAUCGCGGGCAUUGCAGUCGAGAACGUGGUUUGCGGCACCACAACAGAGGAAAGCGGCGGCAACCAGCUGUCGGCGACAAGUGCGGCCAGCGCAUCCGGUUCCAUGCGGUCAAGAUCCGAAGAAGAGGGCGAGGACAUUGAGGGGGCGGAGUUUGAGAGCAUGGGCGAAUCUUCGGACGAGGAGACAUCCCAAGAUCGAGACAUGAUCGACGACAAAAGCCAGGACGAGGAGAACCUGGUUAUUGCCCGAGGCAGAAUGCGCGCGGCCCAGGAGUCCGACUCCGAGGUGGACGUUUCUCAGCUUCUGGGUCGGCGCUUCAAGCUGCGAGCGCCGGGACAGGCGACGAAAAUGAUCCAAGCCGCUUCCCCGCCCUCACGAUCGGAGUCCUCUGCCGAGUCCGGCUCUUCCGCGAGCCACGGGCGAUGCGCGGGGGCCCUGGCUGAUCGGCAGCUGGCGCCGACCGCAAUGGAAACGGAUUCCGAGUCGGACGAGCUUCCCGUGCGCCGUAAGCGCCUAGUUUCCGAUGGGGCAACCCGCUCUCCACAAACCAGGCGGCGCCGCUGGGUGCUGCUCUCAUCAUCGGAGUCCUCGGGUGAGAACGGCAACGUCUGGGCAAGGCAGAGCGAUGCUGCUGGGUUGGACGAGGAAGUGCAGCAGAGGGGGGGCAAUGAGCCCGUGCCUGGUGACAGUGCCAGCUCCGAUGAUCCGCCAGAGCUUGAAGACGAUGGCUCUCUGGACGAAGUGGACUUUGGGGAGGAGUUUACGAAUCUGUGCGUGAUCGUGCCGCGUCUGCGGCAAGCGACCAUUAGUCAGGAGCUCGCAGGGCGCGAUGGGUUUAUUGUGGGCGGAAAGAGCUCCCAGACGCCCGUCGGUACCAGGAUGCGGACCGGAGGCCCGUCCACUGUGGCAGGAGGCGAUGGUCGGGACGCGGCCCAGCAUGUGAGAGACACCCGCGUUGCAGAGCUCGCCGAGCCUCAGGCCGUGGACGCGGCUCCAAUCGUGCAAGUGGCUUCCUUCCGUCGGCUGUCGGAAGGGGAAGUUGCUGUCCACAGCGAGCACGACGGCAGGCUGCUGACGACGAGAACGAGGGUGCUGGGCACCUUCUUCUUCGCAAAGCGCAAGUUCACGAGGGAGCCCGUCGACUACCGAGAUUCGAAGGACGGGCCCCAAGGCUUCUGCAGGCGGUACGGAGAGGUCCUCGGCCACCGGGUGGAAGUCCGGCGCCUGUGCCCCUCCCGCGAGUUCGGUUCCUAUCCCGACUGGCCCACGGCAUACCCUAACCUGCGCGGGCAGCGCCACCUGGAGGAGGCGAUCAAGGCGGGGUGCCCAUGCAAGCCCUACCUUGACCUAGAGCGGGACGGGGGUUUGGCGGAAGGGGAGACGCUCGAGACGGUCAUCCAGGCCUUUGAAGCGGCCAUCAAGGACAUCUUCCGGGAGGACUACAACAUCGAGCUGCCCCCCAAUUCCUUCAACUGGCUCCCCUGUGACUACGGGCCCGGCGGCAAGUUCAGCUUGCACCUGGUGGUCUCGACCCACUCCCCCCAGUUCGUCUUCCACUCCAACCUGGCUGCACCCGCCGACCAUCAGGGCGCGGGGCACCUCGCCAAGGAGCUCGCCCGACGCCUGCCCCCGCGGUACGCCGAGCUCAUCGACCAGUCGGUGUACACCAGGAACCGGGGGAUCCGGCUCCCGUACUGUUCAAAGCUCGCAACCCCUCGCAGCCGCCUCAUCCCCUUGGACGAGAGCAAGCCAAACGCCGAUGCGUGCAUCACUUGGCUGGACGAACACGUCCAGAUCAAUCAAGUGCCGACCAGCCUGCCGGACGCUGUAGCCGAGCCCCGACGCCCCCGUACCAGGCCCGAGCACUUUCGGUACCAGAACGCCACGACAGCGAGCGCGUACACGGCCCAGAGGUGUACGGAGCUGGUCCAGACCCUGCAUCCGACAGCGUACCGCAGGGGCUCCUUGUCAGCGAGCUCUCUGAACUUUAGCUGGCACGACCGGAAUGAGCCGUGCUAUUCGGGCAACGUUCACGAGGGCUCGCGGGACAUCCUCGUCAUCGCCGAUCCCAAGCGUAACGCUGUCUUCGCCAAGUGUGAUAGCGCGCGCCUGGAUGCGGGGACGGGUUUGUGCUGCAAGGAGCUGCCGGCGCGGUACCUGGGCCCGUUCUACGCGGACGUCAAGACUUGGAAGGAUGGGGCGGUGGAGGUGAACAUGCGGUACCUGGAGCGGAAGCCGCUGGCUGCGGCGCCCAUGGACCUGCAGCUGAUUCGCGGCGGGUUCCGGGACCUGACGGACAUGGUCGUGUUCAAUGACGUUCUGAACAAGUGGCAGGCUGGCCGCUACAAGGCGGCGCUGAUCCGAAGCCCCAUGGACACCGCAAAGUCGACGACCACCCGGGCCAUCAUCCAAGAGCCCCCCCGACCAGAGACGGCCCUCGCGAUCACCUAUCGGCAAACACAAGCCAGCGAUGCAGCCGGGAAGAACCCUGAUUUCGCGCACUACGGCGAACUGAAAACGAAACGCGGGCGCGAGGUCGGGGAGCGCUUCAUCGAGCCUCUCGCCGACAGGGAGCUCUACCCGCGCGUCAUCUGCCAGGUCGACAGCCUUCCCAGGCUCCUCGGCGACCAGGCAUGCGCUCCGGCCUUUGACCUGGUCAUCCUCGACGAGAGCGAGUCAAUCCUCGCGCACCUCUCGGCCGACACCCUCUCGUAUAGGCAGGUCAUCAUCCGGCUGAUCGUCGAAUUGCUUCGACGCGUGCGUCGAGUCAUCUGCCUGGACGGGCAUCUGGGGCAGCGAACCUUUGACUUCAUGACGCUGCACGGGAUCCGCUGUUCCCCUAUGAUCAUCAACAAGCACGUGCCAGAGCGGCCUCUCCAGUUUGAGUUCCUUGAGGGGCGAGCAGGGCUCCAAAUAUGGGAAAGCGGAAUCUUUGAGGCGCUCGAGGCCGGCCAAAACGUCUUUGCAGUCAGCAUGUCGUCGGACAGGGCGCGGGACCUGGGCAGCGUGGUUGCAGAGCGGGGGCUUGUGGACGAGGGGCAGAUUCUCGUCAUCACGCGGCACUCUCACAGGGAGGUGAAGCGGGGCCUUGGAAACGUGAACGAGAGCUGGGCAAAGCGGCUCGUCAUUAUCAGUCCCACGGUGGAGGCAGGGGUGGACUUCAACCAGCCAUGGUUCCACCGGAUGUUCCUGUACAUUUGCAGGAAAAGCACGCACCCGCGGGGGCUCGACCAGAUGAAGGGGCGGGUCCGGCAGCUGGUCGACCCAAUGGUCCUGUGCUUUGUCGGGAAGGGCAUCAACUUGCCGACGACGGGGCCAGAGGGAAGCGCGUACAGGACGGUAAUGGGGAAGAAUGCUGGAAGGGUCCCGAGGCUGGGGGUCGAGGAAACGUACCAGUGGUUCCUUAACCGGGAUGAGAAGGUCGGAGCGGGGGUUUUCUGCGAGGGCGCAACCACCCGCCUGCUCGCGCACAACGAGAAGGAGCUAUUCAAUGGCCGGACGCACUUUUACGAGGAGUUCACGGAGCUGUUGGAGAGCGAUGGCCACGUCGUGAGGGGGGUGCGAGUCCUGGACCCGGCCGUUGGGGGUGAGCCGGGCAGGGGGGAACAAAGUCGGGGCAAGUUUACGCUCGAGCAAAUGAUCGCCGCCUCUGACAUCACGCCUGGUCAGUUCGCCGCCAUCGAGGGUCGGGUCCGCAGGAACGAAGACUACCCGGGGGAGAGGGUGCAACUGAAGAAGUACCAGCUGGCACACUUCUACCGCGUGCGGCAGUUGGACGCCAACUUUCUGCGGACAUUUGGCCCCUAUCCGAACCUUGCGGUCGAGUUCAUCUUGCAGGUCGUUGUACCUCGGUACGAGUCCGACAGUGAGGAGAUUGGGCGGCAAAGGUACGGCCCCCAAAAGGCCGAAAUUGCAAAGGAGUUGCUGCAGGUGAUGGGCUUUCCGCACCCCCUCGCCCACGAGCACGUCACCAGGCCCCUUGCAGAGUUGAGGGAGGAGCUGGCGGCCACCAGCUACUUCCGGGAUUACUCUGAAACCGUGAAGCUGUUCCAGGCACGCGCCCUCCCAAACCAGGAUGUCCUGGCAAAGCAAAAAUCGGCCACGAUCGCUCUGAACCACGUCUUUUCAGAGCUCGGGUUGCAGCUCGUGGCCAUGCAAAACAGCCGAUUGCCGCGGAACGCGCAGGGGCGAAGGGGUGCUCGUAUUUAUGGGGGGUGGAAAAUGCUGCGGAAGCCAAAGACACGGACACGGCCAGUCGAUGGGCCGGUAGGGGUAGAUCUCAUGGCCCAGCUCUUGAAGUUGCGACUCAAAGAUUCACCUGCUCUAAAGUCGCGAAUCGUUCCCGCAGCAUUGAGAGAGUACGUUGAUGGGGUUCACUUCAGGUGGCCGGCGAUGGUGAACCAGGAUGACGAGUGUCAAAUCGUAGUUAGGAUGCCUAGAUCGUAGUUGGAUAGACCACCUGAGAUGCUCUAAGAUAGAGGAUCGAGUGCACUUUGAAAUCACAUGCGAAUUGAAUCAUUGACGAUGCGGGCUUCUCAAUGUGCCCU
Klebsormidium nitens is the source of this 5696-nucleotide messenger RNA. Lineage: Eukaryota; Viridiplantae; Streptophyta; Klebsormidiophyceae; Klebsormidiales; Klebsormidiaceae. The record is from the annotation of a GenBank genome assembly.